Messenger RNA from Brachypodium distachyon (stiff brome), 1483 nucleotides. RefSeq names its product zinc finger protein ZAT1. The coding region runs from base 321 to 1280 and encodes 319 amino acids. Gene Ontology annotation, biological process: regulation of DNA-templated transcription. The record is from RefSeq and is a predicted model, not a curated record. The transcript has a single exon. Lineage: Eukaryota; Viridiplantae; Streptophyta; Magnoliopsida; Poales; Poaceae.
AAAAUAGGCAAUCGUAGAUAUUUGCAUACUAGUUAAAGGCUGUAAAAUAUCAAGCAGCACAUCCGUGAUUUGAUAUGCUGAGCAAAAGCCAGGGAGCACAGAAAGCCCCAGCAUCCAGCAAUGGAAAGUGUCAACGCGAAAUUGAAAAAUAAAUGAAAAACUGACAAAAAUAAAUGAAAAAAGGAAAAUAAAUAGGAAAGAGAAGCUCGGCUGUUCCGCUAUAUUCUAACUUCCUCCGCAGCUCUCUCGUUUGCUCCCGUCCAUCCUCCUCGCCCUUGUAGUUCCUGCCACGCUUUCCCCGAACUCCCCAAGCUCUCGCCAUGACAAAGACCACAUGCAAGCUCUGCUCCCGCCGCUUCGCUAGCCCCCGCGCGCUAGCCGGGCACAUGCGCUCCCACUCCCUCGCCGCCGCCGCCGCCGCGAAGCAGCAGCAGAUCUCCUCGGCGUCCUCCGCGUCCACCUCCUUCAUCGCCGCCGCCGCAAACGACGAGGCCGUCGGCUUCAAGAAGCCCCUCCCAAUCUACGCGCUCCGGGAGAAUCCGAAGCGCAGCCUGCGCGUCUCCGACGCCGGCUUCUCGGAUCACGAGAGCGAGGCCGAGUCCACCGCGCCCCGCGGCAAGCGCGCGCACGCCGCCGCCGCUGAGCCGCUGAGCUCGGUGUCGGACGCGGCCACGCCGGAGGAGGACGUGGCGCUGUCCCUCAUGAUGCUCUCCCGCGAUUCCUGGCCGUCGUCGGUGGGAGACUACUGGGACGACGACGACGGGAGCGACGGCGACGGCGGCGGCUACGCGCUCCCCGCUCCUGAUCCGGCGCCGCCGGUGGUGGAGAAGCGGACGCGGUUCCAGUGCGGCGCGUGCAAGAAGGUGUUCCGAUCCUACCAGGCGCUCGGGGGCCACCGCGCCAGUCACGUGCGCGGCGGCAGGGGCGGAUGCUGUGCGCCUCCCGUCGUCGCUUCUCCUCCUCCUCCGCAGCCGCCAUUGGUGGAACGCGACGCGGACGAAGCCAUGGAGGACGGGAAGGGGCAGCCGCGAGAGUGCCCCUACUGCUACCGCGCGUUCGCCUCCGGGAAAGCUCUUGGCGGCCACAAGAGGUCCCAUGUGUGCUCCGCCGCCGCGGCCGCCGCCGCCGCAGCAGCAGCAGCACAGGCAGAGGAGGCCGCUGCUCCUCGGGACCCGAUCAAAGCCUUUGGCAUGAUCGAUCUGAACGUCGCGCUGCCCGUCGAGGAUGUGGAGCUCUCUGCCGUGUCAGAUCCCCGCUUUUCCUCCAAUCCAGGUUCUUAGAAGCAAGCAGGAUUGCCACCAUGCCGGUUAAUUCCAAUUGAGGAGGUGAUCUGAGGUGAGGCAUUGGGGACAUGAUUCGAAGAAACUAGAAGGUAAAAAAGAAGAAAAACAGAACCAUCUUUGGUAGGUUUUGAUGGUAGCCAAUUUGCCCGUACAUUCCGUUUCAUUGCUCUUCGUUUAGAAUGUUAAAUUAAAAUUGUUGA